CGGCAUGGUUUUACUAUAAAAGGUCAGCUCUAUGUUGAGAUUUCAGUAGAGCUAUUUCUAACAUUAAACCAAUAACAAUACAACAAAACGUAGCAAACAUGAAGAUCGUUAUUGCCGUAGUCCUGCUUGCUUUGGCUUUGGGUGCCAACUCCUCAGUUUUGCCCUGGGGACCAGUUGUCGUGGGUGGUCCUCUUCCUGGUACUGUAGUACUUGGAGCUCAUCCCCCCGCCGCUGUUACAGUAGCUGCCCAUCCACCUCAUGUUGUUGCUGGCCCUGGACCUGUUCAAGUGGUCUCCGGCCCCGUUCCUGCUGUAGUUGCUGCCCCUCAUGUUGUUGCCGCUCCUGCUGUAGUUCCAGCUCAUGGUGGUACUUUCGUUGCUAAGACUCGCGGUGCUGUACAUGUUGCCCCAUUGGCUGGUCAUGCCCAAUCUGUGGCCUCAGUUAAUCUGCAACCUGCCCCAGGAACAGUUUAAACUUCCACUUUAGAUAAAUUAUAAGAAAUACCUGAUUUAGAUUAAUGUUGUUACAACCAAGUUUGGAAAUCUAUACAUACCACGAAGGACAUCGUACACCAUUAUUAGUUUUAUUAAAGCAACGAAGUUACGACAAAAUUCUUUGUAUUACUACUCCACCUAAAUAUGAUUUAUUUGCUAUAACGUAUUACUCUUCCAUUUCACCUUCAUUGCCCAUUUCCUAUCAUAUACAUAUAUCAUUCGAACAUGUUCCCCCAAUACAGUCUGCUACUUCUAUCUAAGUCACUAUUCACUUUUUCUAUUCUUCACUUUGAUGCACUUUUCAGGAUCUUAAAAAUAUGUCUGUAAA
This is a messenger RNA of Musca domestica (house fly), 822 nucleotides long. RefSeq names its product adult cuticle protein 1. Bases 99 to 473 code for a protein of 124 amino acids. NCBI's taxonomy places the organism in Eukaryota, Metazoa, Arthropoda, Insecta, Diptera, Muscidae. The record is from RefSeq and is a predicted model, not a curated record. The transcript has 2 exons.